AUGUCUUAUACUGAAUUGGAACAUGGUUAUCAGGGUCUACGGAGUGCAAGUCGACCAAUUUUCUAUGUAGGGGAUUUAAAUAGUGUACAACCAACCCUUGUGGGUCCUGUAGCUUCUUCUAUAUAUCACUCAUCAAAAAGAGCCGAACUGUCGGACGGGUGUAGCAAUGAUGAUGGAUGCAUGGGUGGAAGUGACUUGGAAGGAGAAGGGAAGCAAGUUUUGGUUGGAGUCUGUGCGAUGGCAAAAAAAUCUCAAAGCAAACCUAUGAAGGAAAUUUUGACAAGAUUAGAAGAAUUUGAAUAUAUUAAGAUAGUAGUAUUUCCUGAAGAAGUUAUUUUGAAGGAAUCUGUAGAAGAUUGGCCAAUUGUUGAUUGUUUAAUAAGUUUUCAUAGUAAGGGUUUUCCCCUUGACAAAGCUAUAAAUUAUGCUAAUCUUAGAAAUCCGUUUAUCAUCAAUAAUUUACCAAUGCAGUAUGAUAUUCAGGAUCGUAGAAGAGUUUAUGCUAUUUUAGAAAGUGAAGGUAUUGAAAUUCCAAGAUAUGCAGUCUUGGAUAGAGACUCAUCUGAUCCGAAACAUCACGAGUUGGUGGAGUCAGAAGAUCAUGUAGAAGUUAAUGGUGUUACAUUCAACAAACCAUUUGUGGAGAAGCCAGUAUCUGCAGAAGAUCAUAACAUUUAUAUUUACUACCCUACAUCUGCAGGUGGAGGCAGUCAGAGAUUAUUUAGGAAAAUUGGAAGUCGUAGCAGUGUAUAUUCACCAGAAUCCCGAGUUCGUAAGACGGGGUCUUACAUUUAUGAAGAUUUUAUGCCAACCGACGGUACAGAUGUUAAAGUUUAUACAGUGGGUCCGGAUUAUGCUCACGCAGAAGCGAGGAAAAGUCCUGCAUUGGACGGUAAAGUUGAGAGAGAUUCAGAAGGAAAAGAAAUUCGUUAUCCGGUUAUAUUAAGCAAUGCUGAAAAGCUAAUUAGUAGAAAAGUAUGCCUGGCUUUCAAACAAACGGUUUGCGGUUUCGAUUUACUUCGGGCAAAUGGUCAAUCGUUCGUUUGCGACGUAAAUGGAUUUAGUUUUGUCAAAAACUCUAAUAAAUACUACGAUGAUUGUGCAAAAAUUUUAGGAAAUAUGAUCUUAAGGGAAUUGGCACCUACUUUGCACAUACCAUGGAGCGUUCCCUUUCAAUUGGACGAUCCGCCAAUUGUACCUACUACAUUUGGAAAAAUGAUGGAAUUACGUUGUGUAGUCGCUGUUAUAAGACACGGUGAUAGAACGCCGAAGCAGAAAAUGAAAGUAGAAGUUCGUCACCCAAAAUUUUUUGAAAUAUUUGCAAAAUACGAUGGCUACAAGCAUGGUCACAUCAAAUUGAAGAGGCCUAAACAAUUGCAAGAGAUAUUGGAUACUGCGCGUAGUUUAUUAGCUGAGAUACAGCAUCGGGCAGCUGGACCAGAAUUGGAAGAGAAACAAGGGAAACUAGAGCAAUUAAAAAGUGUCUUGGAAAUGUAUGGUCACUUCUCGGGGAUAAAUCGUAAGGUACAGAUGAAAUAUCAACCAAGGGGACGGCCAAGAGGAAGUUCAUCGGACGAUGAUCGACUUGGAGAACCGUCGCUUGUUCUGAUACUGAAAUGGGGAGGAGAAUUAACGCCAGCCGGUCGUAUUCAGGCAGAGGAGUUGGGAAGAAUAUUUCGCUGCAUGUACCCCGGUGGUCAAGGUAGACACCUUAGUGAGGAAGACUCAGAGAUGUUACCAAACCACGGUGAUUAUGCGGGCGCACAAGGUCUAGGACUACUUAGACUUCACUCAACGUUCCGUCAUGACCUGAAGAUAUAUGCCAGUGACGAAGGAAGAGUUCAAAUGACUGCUGCAGCGUUUGCAAAAGGUUUACUUGCGUUAGAGGGUGAAUUAACGCCUAUAUUGGUGCAGAUGGUUAAGAGUGCUAACACUAAUGGCCUAUUAGACAAUGAUUGUGACAGUAGCAAAUACCAGAACAUGGUAAAAACACGACUCCAUGAAUUACUGCAGCAGGACACGGAAUUUACGCGGGAAGAUAGGGAACAGAUAAAUCCUGGCAACGCAUUGAGUAUCAAUGCAGCGAUGGAUUUCGUUAAAAAUCCUGUUCGCUGUUGUCAGCAUGUUCACUCAUUGAUACAGAAGCUAAUGGAUAUUGUGCGCAUUAAGAAGGAUGAUCCUAAAACGAAAGAUGCGAUUCUUUAUCAUGGUGAAACGUGGGAAUUAAUGGGUCGUCGAUGGGGGAAAAUUGAGAAAGAUUUCUGUACCAAAAACAAAAGAUUUGAUAUAUCGAAAAUCCCUGAUAUUUACGAUUGCAUAAAAUACGAUCUGCAACAUAACAACCAUACAUUGCAAUUCGAGCAUGCAGAAGAAUUGUAUAUUUACUCUAAGUACCUGGCAGACAUUGUGAUACCGCAGGAAUAUGGAUUAACAGUACAGGAGAAGCUUACAAUAGGACAAGGCAUUUGCACUCCCCUUUUGAAAAAAAUAAGGGCUGAUUUGCAAAGAAAUAUCGAAGAAUCAGGAGAAGAAACUGUUAAUAGGCUCAAUCCAAGGUAUUCCCAUGGUGUUUCGAGUCCCGGUCGACAUGUUCGCACCAGACUUUAUUUUACAAGCGAAAGCCACGUGCAUUCUCUGCUAACUGUUCUACGUUAUGGUGGUUUACUUGAUGUAAUAAAAGAUGAACAAUGGCGCCGGGCUAUGGAGUAUGUUAGCAUGGUUUCUGAAUUGAAUUACAUGUCACAAAUCGUUGUAAUGCUGUACGAAGAUCCAACUAAAGAUCCCAGCAGCGAAGAACGUUUUCACGUUGAAUUGCAUUUUAGUCCUGGUGUGAAUUGUUGCGUGCAGAAGAACUUGCCACCAGGACCAGGUUUCAGGCCUCAUUCCCGCAAUGAAAUUAGCCAUAAUGUGGGUGAAAGCGGUGGUUCUGCUCAAGACACCAUUUCGCAGUGUAGCACUCGAAUCGAGGAAGAAGAUGUAGAAUUGGGAAUUUUGGAGGAUGACUUUAUGAAUCUGCCAUUACAAUCCGAUACACCUCCACCAGUGAUGGAAACUGAUGUUGCUGAUUCAACAAUGGACAGUCCAACGACUAGCAGAGCAGUUGAUAUGAUGGACCUGGAUCCUAACAUGAUGGAUGAACCAUUUGACAGUGGCUUUUUACAGAGUUCGGCGCCAAUUCCAAUAAGUGCUAGAACUGUAGCUGGUCACGAAGCAGCUAGGCUUGGCAGCCAGUUAGCUGCUAGUCAACGUCAACGAUGCUAUGUAGAAAGAGGAACAAUUGUCGAACCACGUGCUCGCAGUUAUGAUCACCAGAGACAGGACAAGCCUGAGAAAGCUGCGGACAAGCUGCAGUAUCAGAGCUUGGACGCGGUCAACAAAGAAGAGCAUGUAACAGAACUCCAUUUAGAAAGAUCUGGCCAGGGUUUGCUGCACGUGUCAACGGAAAAAAUACCGGGUCUACCGCAUUCGUUCAGUUCACCGGAGCUACCACUUCCCUUGAUCAAAACCUCCACUUCGAGCUCGACACCUUUGGUGACUUUACACAAGUCUCCUCUAGUCUCACCGAACAGCAGGACCACCUCAGACGUGACGAGUAUCGUGAUACCAGUCCCCACGAUUCAUUCUUCGUUUUUCAAUAACGAUCCCGUACAGCCCAACUAUUCUGACCCACGUUCUCAGAGUAAGAAAUACGGACGUUCUCAUUCAGAGAUGAUUCUCCCUGGGAUCGAGUGUAGCGGUGAGUUGAUCGAUUCCUCGAAACCGCCGCGAAGCAAUCCGUGGUCAAAGCCAAAGCGUUCCCCUUUCUUCUCGUUAUCCUUGCGUGAAAGAACCCCAGAGACAGCGACAUCCACGGGGCAAGUCAAACUAGAAAAACGAUCUCGUUCAUUGUCACCUUAUCUACCCAAGUGUCUUUGUUAUAAUUGUAACGUAUCGGAGCUGAUCUUGAGGAGCAGGGAUCUACCGCCAGUCGAGCGUUCCAACUUUGACAUUUACUUCGCUCGUUCUCUUUCGCAUAAGUUCUUUAAUUGUUCAUGUUACUCGAGCCUGCAGGAAAAUGGUUCCAGUCAUUCCUCUCGUAGCAUCUCCUCGAAUAAUAGUUACGGGAAUUUCAAAGGAAUCCCUGAACUAAAUCAUCCUGGUUUAUCCUUUGCGUGUCCGAAGCCAUCCACGUUCCUAGAGAGACAAAGUGGUUUUGGUUCUUGUUCAGAGUCAAGGUUCGAUCGUUGUUCAAGAAGCCGGGACUGCAGUGAAUUCGUGCCGCCUAAGGAGAAAGAGAAGUGGAGGUUUAAUAUGAAUACGUUGAAAUGUACGUUCAGUGGUGAUAAUGUAGUUGUGAAAGUACCUGUAUCAAGCAGAAAGAUGUCUUGUCCAAAUCUGAAGUCCGAUGUGUUCUCUCGUGUCGAUUCAGUUUGUUCUAUUGAGAAUGACCAAGCAGUCGGUGUUUGUUCAAGAAUAUGCAGGCGUUGGUCUUGUCCCAAUGUGAAUCUCCAAUGGCACGGUAGCCUGGUAGAGAUAUCAGAUCAUAGUAGUACGCUUUGUCAUACGUCCUCUGCGCACGAUAAUGAUGUUCACGACGAUCACAAUGUUCCUCGCAAGUAUAACCAUCGUUCCAAGAGUCCACGUGCACCGUUCUCCCGACUCCAGCCUCAACGAUCCUUCUCAUCUCCAGACACACGACCUUCGAUCAUUCAACCUGACCCUACCUGCACAGCAAGGCGCCACCGUCACAGUAUCUCCGGACAGAUGAGUUAUUUCAAGCUGUUGGGCUACAACGUCAACAAGAAGCUGACAGGAUCAGCGAACAGUCUGUUCAGUACAGCUGUGAUCAGUGGCUCUUCCAGUGCCCCGAAUCUCAAGGACAUGGUGCCGCCUCAUGCUUCUGCUGUUGCUGCAAUAGAAGGUUUUGGCGGUGUACCGCCAAUAAGACCCCUGGAGACCCUUCACAAUGCACUGUCAUUGCGUCAAUUGGAUUCCUUCCUGGAAAUGAUGACUAGUGCUCCUCUGUUCCGGACACCAGCUUCGUCGCCUCCAAAAUAUCCUUCACCCGGUGGAUCAACCCAUGAGUCAGUUAAUCAGAAUCUCAGUAUUGGAGGAAUCAGUCGCGAGUACCACUCUUCCGACUUGGAAGCUGUCAGGUAUAUUACUCCAACUCCCAUACAGUACAAACCUUCCAAUGAUGGAGAGACUUGUGACAUCAGGAAUCAAUUGUCACCGACUAGUCCUAAUAGUACUGGAUGGAGUAGCGAACCACAAUCAUUCCUGUCUUCCGAACCCUCGUCUCCCGCACCCACGUCAACAGGAGAGUGCAGUAUGUCCAUAAGUUUGAUCAGCAACGAUGGAGCGCAACCAUUCAAUAUGGGUCCUAAAUUUCCCACAACUCCAUGUCUGGACGUGGACUUCAAUGAAUUUUGUAUAAAUAUAGAUCAAGAGCAUAGAGAGGGUCGUGGAAGUGUAUCGUACACAGAUUAUUACAGCAAUGAGGAUGGUCAAAUUCGAAAAUGCGGCUUUGGAGCUGGCUUCAGUAGUAAUCUACAAAAGAUCAUGCGUACAGAUGAUCUUCCUGUCGAUAAUAUGGAUGACGACGAGGAUCAUACGAUAACGUUAAAACAGACCGAAGAACAAAAGAAACAGGAUGUGAAGCAAAUAUUUGAGCAGAAGGAAAAUUUAAGCACAAAAUCUAGCGGUGCUUACAAGAAAAUUGGAAGAUUUCUCGUUGAAAGCAUGGAAAUAGCGGAUGAAGACGUUAGAAUUAAAGAAUCCGAUAAUAUAGACAAGCCAAAGCCGUCUGUCCCCCAGAAAACUGAAUUUUCCAAUGGAGAUAAAGUUCAGAAGGGUAAAGAUAAUACUGAGGGGAAUCAGGAUCAAAAAAGGCUUCACUCGUCCAACAGUUGCAAGAAGAAGAAUUUCUUUCGAUCUCAGAGUGUCUCCAUGCCGAAGACACCAACGCAAAAACAUGAGACAAAUUACAGCUACAAAUGUACCUCCAAGCUAAGCUCUCUUUCGAACAUGUCGGACAAGGAUUUGGAGGAUUGGAAGCAAAGUAUGGUAAAGUCGAAAGACCCUUCCUCAGAUGUAACAUCAGAGGAACCAAUUCUGACUGUGGCAAGCAGUAUGACAGAUAGCUCUAGCGUGAUAAUAGGUUUUAAUGUCCAAGAAGAGAAGAAAGGAGAAUCUGAUCCGUGA
Molecule: messenger RNA, 6183 nt
Organism: Habropoda laboriosa
Lineage: Eukaryota; Metazoa; Arthropoda; Insecta; Hymenoptera; Apidae
Product: inositol hexakisphosphate and diphosphoinositol-pentakisphosphate kinase
Exons: 29
Coding region: 1-6183 (2060 amino acids)
Biological process (GO): inositol phosphate biosynthetic process; inositol metabolic process
Cellular component (GO): cytosol
Molecular function (GO): diphosphoinositol pentakisphosphate kinase activity; inositol hexakisphosphate kinase activity; 5-diphosphoinositol pentakisphosphate 1-kinase activity
Source: RefSeq, a predicted model, not a curated record